AUGUGUUUAAAACACCUUUUAUUUCUACUGCCGCUUAUAAACAAAUAAUAAUUUUAAUAUGGAGCCUAUUGCAAUCGAUAAAGUCCUAAUGGUAUUGAGUUUUUUGUUCACUACUCCAGAAAAUCAUAUACAGUUGAAUUCGAGAGAUGUUAACGUAUCGUCAUUAAUGCGUAUUGGCGGAGAUGAUAUUGCCUGGCAAAACUGCAACGUUCAAGAAAUGAAGAACUUGGGUUACGACGUUAAUGCGGCGCUAGACUACCAAAUGAAAGCGAACAAAAGACUGGAAAGCAUUGUUAGCGAUCUACAAGCUAUCAAAACAAGAUUAAGCACCCCCAAUCCGGUCGAUUGUUCUAAAGGACAAGUCGGCGAAUUCAAUGUAAACUUGCCGCAAUCGCCGAUUCCUUUCUCUGUGUUGUGCAUAAACAAUCAAUAUGGUGACAAUUGGUUCUUGAUCGCUCAUCGCAAAGUCACUAACGCCCUUUUCCGUAAUAAUCCAGCAGCUGAUUCAUUAGAAAAUGGUAUGGGCGAAUUUAAUGGCGAAUAUUUCAUUGGUUUUAACAAAUUGCGUGCAAUUACUGAUAGCCAAAUGUAUGAAUUGCUUAUAGUGGAGAGCAAUGGAAGGAAUAAGCCGUGGUAUGAUCAUUACCAAACUGUGGCACUUGAUGCCAAUAACAAGGUGAGACAACUGGGAGAGCAUAGAACCAAUCGCGCUGAUAAUCUUAUGGGCUUAUUGGCUCACGCUGAAGCGGUCAAUAAGAAAUUGAGAUUGGAUUUGAAUCCAAGUAAUGAAGUUACGAUUUAUUUACGAAAAACAUCAUUACAUGACGUUCCACUCUUUAAAGUAAAAUAAUAGGAUUUUGAAUUGUAUAAAACGACAUAGUUCCAAAACAA
Molecule: messenger RNA, 891 nt
Organism: Bactrocera neohumeralis
Lineage: Eukaryota; Metazoa; Arthropoda; Insecta; Diptera; Tephritidae
Exons: 4
Coding region: 59-850 (263 amino acids)
Source: RefSeq, a predicted model, not a curated record